AUGGCAGCACCGAACGGUGAUAGGCACUCGGGGGCCUCCGCAGAGUCAUUGGGAAAGGCGCAGUCGGAGGCGAGCUCGGAUAAUGCGCCCCAAGCGCAGGCGUCAUCGUCCCCGGUGCCCUCCCCGGGAUCGGAGGACGACCAUGGGCGCAGGGGGCGGUCGCGCACGCGGUCGCAAGUGACUCCGCGCGGAGACGAGAACGUCAAGCGUCGAGGGUACCACGCUCUCAUGUCGUCAUUUGGCAAGGUCUUUCAUGUUGAGAAGCGGUGGAAGCUCAUCCGUGAGCUGGGUUCGGGAGCGUAUGGCUUCGUAAUCUCAGCCGCAGACGAGAUUUCGGGGGAGCCUGUCGCGAUCAAGAUGGUCACCCGUGCGCUGGAGAAGGUCGCGCUCGCGAAACGCGUCCUGCGCGAGAUUACGCUCCUCCGACACUUCGCGCAUGAGAACAUCACGGGACUCAUCGACGUCGACUGCUCGACCGAUUUGAGUGAAAUGCACUUAUGUAUAGCGGAUCUUCAUCAGAUCAUCAAGUCCGGACAGGCGUUGACAAACGAACACGUCCAAUACUUCAUGUAUCAAGUCCUGCGAGGCAUGAAGUAUGUCCAUUCGGCGUCCGUCGUGCACCGCGACCUCAAGCCGGGCAAUCUGCUUGUCAAUGCCGAUUGCGAGUUGAAGAUCUGCGACUUCGGCCUGGCUAGGGGAUUCAACUCCGCCCCGGACGAAAACCCGACGCUCAUGACGGAGUACGUCGCGACACGGUGGUAUCGUGCGCCUGAGAUCAUGCUCGUAUAUAAGGCAUACAACACAGCGAUUGACGUCUGGUCAAUAGGUUGUAUCAUGGCGGAGCUCAUGACGGGGAAGCCUCUGUUCAAAGGCAAAGACGAUUACGCACGGGCUCAUAGGAACCGUAUAGGCACUCCCGAGGAUGAUGUGAUCUCGCGAAUAGCAAGUCCGAAGGCCGCAGCCUACCUCCGGUCAUUACCUUACAAGAAGAGGGUUCCCUUCGAGAGGCUUAUUCCCACUGCUGAUCCUCAAGCCCUUGAUCUAUUGACGAAGUUGCUUGCAUUCGACCCCGCGGCUCGUAUCACCGUGCGAGAAGCUCUGGAACACCCAUGGCUAGCUUCCUACCACGAUGUGAAUGACGAGCCCGAGUGUUUUGAGGUCUUUGGGCGCUGGCGAGAAAUCGAGAAGCUGGAGACCCUGCCGCAAUUCCGGGAAGCAAUCUAUAAUGAGAUCGAUGACUACCGCAAGGAGGUCCGCAGUAUCUACUACGAUGCUUCCGAAUCGCUGGACCGAAGUCCGAGCCUCCGACGACAACUCUCUGAGGUGACCUCGCCACCCGCGUCCGAGGAGCUGCAGUCGCCGUUCGAGCUCAAGCCCGCAGCUGAACCGGGCGAAGCGCAAUGGGUGCAAUCUCCGGAGACUGCCCUGCAGAUACGCGACGUUGAUCCCUCAGAAGACCCUUCUACAUCCACCGCAACCACCGUCGAACCUUCAGAAACCGCCGUUCCCCCUAUCGCCGCCCCGUCCUUUUCGGCACCACUAGAACGCUCUUCAGAGCGACCAGGCCAGUCCGCAGACCCCGUGGUCACCUACCACCGGAGGUCCAGCUUCAUGCACCCCUCACGACAAAGCUCGAUCUACUCGACAUACGCGGGCCGCACACGGCACUCCGCUGCAUACCCCACAGAGAGCCGGAACUCGCUCGAGCGCGGCCCGGCCGAGAGCGGCGAGGAGAGCAGCAUCGCGUUCCCGACGCAGGAGUACGUCGUUCCGGCGCGGUCGCGCACCGCGUCCAUGUUCGGCGACACGACGACGCGCAAGCUCCUCCGCACGCUCUCGACCGUGUCGAUAUACGAGAGCGGCGAGGGCUUCGCGGGCGGGCUCGCGGACAUCGCGCCGAUCGGGAAGUACAUCGUCGAGCGGGACGAGGCGCUGCCGUCGGAGAUGCCGCACGAGCUCGACUCGCAGUCGCCCUCGCAGCGUCCGCCCCCGUCCGGGGGAGAGCAGAAGGACGGGGAACAGAAAGACGGGGAGCAGAAGGAGCUGUGCGAGGGUGCGCGGCGCGACAAGGCGCGAUUCCACAUACCGGAGUGA
Molecule: messenger RNA, 2094 nt
Organism: Dichomitus squalens LYAD-421 SS1
Lineage: Eukaryota; Fungi; Basidiomycota; Agaricomycetes; Polyporales; Polyporaceae
Product: kinase-like protein
Exons: 10
Coding region: 1-2094 (697 amino acids)
Biological process (GO): protein phosphorylation; intracellular signal transduction
Cellular component (GO): nucleus; cytoplasm
Molecular function (GO): ATP binding; protein serine/threonine kinase activity
Source: RefSeq, a predicted model, not a curated record